ACGCCAAACGAAGCCUUCCCCUCUGUCCACGCUCCCCGAGCGAACCCCACUCCGACCUCCUGCCCGCCUCUUCUCUCGGAGAGCCCGAACCCCGAAGCUUCCGCCGGUGAAAAGGGGUGCUACCGACUCGCAGCCGGGCGUCUCCAUGGCAGGGCAACCACCACCUGGCGCCGAGGACGACUUCCUCGACCAUUUCUUCAGCAUCCCGUCAUCGUUUCCCGCCGCCGGCCAAGGCGGGGCUCCUGCUGCGGACGGAGACCACCACCCCUUCCCGCUCGCCCUCAGCCUCGAAGCCGCCGCCGAGGCCUCCGGUGGCGCCAGACGCCUCCAAGACGGUCCCGACGUCGCCAGGGCGGAGCGGGACCCCGUGCAGCUUGCUGGUCUCUUCGCCCCGGUGUUCGCCGGCGCAGCGCCGCAUCUCCGCCCCGCGCCGCCUUCCCAGGUGUUCCACGCCCAGCCGAGGCUGGGUGAGGGAGCGAUGGUGCCGCAGCCGCACCAACCGCCAGCACCCCGGCCUAAGCAGCGGGCACGGCGGGGGCAGGCUACCGAUCCCCACAGUAUCGCUGAGAGGCUAAGAAGAGAGAGAAUAGCAGAAAGGAUGAGGGCCUUGCAGGAAUUGGUCCCAAACACAAACAAGACAGAUAGAGCAGCUAUGCUCGACGAGAUCCUUGAUUAUGUGAAAUUUCUUAGGCUUCAAGUCAAGGUUCUGAGUAUGAGCAGAUUGGGUGGUGCUGGUGCAGUUGCUCAGCUGAUUGCUGAUAUCCCACUCUCAGUUAAGGGGGAGGAGGCAAGUGACAGUGGGGGCAAACAACAGAUUUGGGAAAAGUGGUCGACCGAUGGCACAGAAAAGCAGGUAGCAAAGCUGAUGGAAGAAGACAUCGGGGCAGCGAUGCAAUUCCUCCAAUCCAAAGCGCUGUGCAUGAUGCCAAUCUCGCUUGCGAUGGCUAUCUAUGACACGCAACAUCUGCAGGACGGCCACUCAAUGAAGCCUGAACCCAACAGCCAUUCGUAGUAUAGGAACGGUAACUCUAGCACGCACCUCUACUACUACUAGGCGUCGACCUAUCCAAAGUAUAGGAUAUACUGAACACUUUGUUCUGCUAACAAAGAGCAGGGGAAGGACCUAAAGAUCCCUAUCCUGUCGUAGUACCCAUGGUAUAUGAUAUAUGAUGUCUCGUCCCCUUUUCUUUUGUUCAAAGGUGCUUUGAUUGCAAAGAUAUGGCUCUGUUCAUGCUCCUACGUCUUUCAAUGCCCCUAUGAGUGUGAGUGAUGGGUAGAACUACCAAAGAGUCUGGCAUGCUCUCAUUUUGUUUCCUUUUGGGUCUGUAGCGCACUAGCCAUACACUUUGUGGCGGGGCCGCCUGGUCGCCCUUUUAGUAGUGGAUGUUUGGACUAAUGAAAAGAGGUUGAUGUAUGUGUGAAGUCUGCGCAAAAUGGUUGACAAAAUCUGAAAGAAUGUUUCAGAUGGAAGAUGAUGUUGAUGGUGAAUGGGUGGUGAUAUUUCUUGUCUAUUUUUCCAAAGUGGAAACGGAUGUUUGGUCAAUGGAAGCCGAGCGUGCAUUAAUCUGCUUGUUAGUGGGAGCGUGCUCCUUGUGUACUUUGCUUUUUGGUCUGCAAGUCGUAGUCUUGAUAAGAACAGCAAUAUAAAGUUUCAGCCUCCCUUGUAUUAUUGGCUCACUCAUGGAACAAUGUAUAUCAUCUGUGCUGACAUAGCAUAAGUCCAGGAUUUAUACUUCUAUC
Messenger RNA from Brachypodium distachyon (stiff brome), 1740 nucleotides. Its product is annotated as transcription factor UNE12. The coding region runs from base 146 to 1012 and encodes 288 amino acids. Gene Ontology annotation, cellular component: nucleus. The record is from RefSeq and is a predicted model, not a curated record. Gene Ontology annotation, molecular function: DNA-binding transcription factor activity, RNA polymerase II-specific; RNA polymerase II cis-regulatory region sequence-specific DNA binding; protein dimerization activity. Gene Ontology annotation, biological process: regulation of transcription by RNA polymerase II. Lineage: Eukaryota; Viridiplantae; Streptophyta; Magnoliopsida; Poales; Poaceae. The transcript has 7 exons.